AGCUGCUGAGCGCCGGCCCCACGGAGCCCUGGUCCAUCCGCGAGAAGCUCUGCCUGGCCUCGUCCGUCAUGCGGAGCGGGGACCAGAACUGGGUCUCAGUCAGCAGAGCUAUCAAACCUUUUGCAGAGCCAGGACGCCCACCUGACUGGUUUUCCCAGAAGCACUGUGCAUCUCAGUAUUCAGAGCUCUUGGAAACUACGGAGACCCCUAAGAGAAAACGUGGUGAGAAGGGAGAAGUUGUGGAAACUGUGGAAGAUGUUAUUGUGCGGAAACUGACUGCAGAACGAGUUGAGGAGUUGAAGAAAAUUAUUAAAGAAACACAGGAGAAAUACAGGCAACUCAAGAAGGAUGCAGAGCUGAUCCAGGCUGGACACAUGGAUAACAGACUGGAGGAGCUGUGCAAUGAGAUUAUGAUAAAGAAGAAAAUGGAGGAGGAGGAGGCAGAAGUCAAGAGGAAGGCUACAGAUGCUGCUUACCAGGCUCGUCAGGCCAUUAAGAAUCCGCCACGACGAUUAACGGGUGUGAUGGUUCGCUCCCCUGCAGGCUCAACCUCCCCAGGGGGAGAGUAUGCUCUGGGAGAUCUGUCUCAGCCUGCUGUGGACGAGGCCAGUCCAGGGGUCAUUCCAGGGACAUUGCCCAGCACCCCAGUUGCCUCCUUCAUUGGAAUCCCUGACACCCCUCCAGGCUCUGCUCCCCUGGAUGCCCCCAUGACCCCAGUCACUGAUGAUUCACCCCAGAAAAAGAUGCUAGGACAAAAAGCAACUCCGCCUCCUUCCCCUCUGCUCUCAGAGCUGCUGAAGAAGGGCAGUCUCCUGCCCACAAGCCCCAGGCUGGUCGGUGAAAACGAAAUGGCAGUGGCUUCUGGUCACAUGAACAGCUCAGGAGUCCUGCUGGAGGUAGGAAGCGUCCUUCCAGUGCUGCACAGUGGGGAAAUGCAGUCGGCACCUGGUGCUGUCCCUGCAUCUCCUGCUGCUUCAGAGCCUGUGUCCCAGGCAACCAUUGUCAUGAUGCCCACGCUGUCAGCACCAUCCGUUGUGCCACCAGCUGCAGCUCCAGAAAGCGUACCCACAGUGAGCCAGCCAGAAGCCUGUGUUUCCAUGGAGGCAGUGUCUGAUUCCCAUACCGUGACAGUGUCCAUGGACAGCAGUGAAAUAUCCAUGAUCAUUGAUUCCAUCAAGAAAGAGUGCCUGGGUUCUGGGGCUGGCAGCACUGCAGGGUCUUCCAAAGAUCACUGCAUGGAUGGGAAAGAAGACCUGGAUUUGGCUGAGAAAAUGGAUAUUGCAGUGUCCUACACGGGGGAAGAGCUGGACUUCGAUACUGUUGGAAAUAUUAUAGCCAUCAUUGAGGACAAGGUAGACGACCACCCUGAAGUCCUGGAUGCAGCAGUUGUUGAAGCUGCUCUGUCUUCUUUCUGUGAAGAUACCGAUGACCCUCAGACCCUGCCUGGCCCAUGGGAACACUCAAUUCAUCAGGAGCACGAGAAACAGGCCCAGAUACCCCAAGUGUCUGUGACUGUGAAGCAGGAGAGACUGGAGUGUGAGGAGCCAGAGGCAAAGGGAAUUCGAGACCUAAUGGGCAUUGGCGAGCUGGGAUCAGAAGUAAAGACAGAACCUGCAGAGCAGGAGCAGAAUCAGCUGGGCCCUGAGGAAACCAUACCAGCAACUGCAAGAGUGACAGAAUCACCAGAGCUUAGAAGUCAAGAUAUAGAAGAGGAUCAAAGAGCAGCUGUAGCAGCAGGAGAGUCUUCUGAAACUGAGAUAGAAUUGUCCAAGGGAGAAGACACAGUGCACAAUACAGUGAAGACAGAGACCCCACCUGAUGAUGAUUCAUCCCCUCCACAAGUCCCAAAUGUGAGUGAAGACUCCUCACAGGCUGAUGUUCAGCACAAAUUUGAGCUGUCAGAGUCAAUGAAGGAGGAGGCCCAAGCCCUGUUCAGGAGUCAGAUGAAGGAUGGGCAGGGUGAAGAGGAUGAUGAGGAUGGUGCCAGUGAGGCUGCCAGUUUGGAGGAACCCAAAGAAGAAGAUCAGGGUGAGGGAUAUCUAUCAGAGAUGGAUAACGAACCCCCUGUGAGUGAGAGCGAUGAUGGCUUCAGUGUCCAUAAUGCACCUUUACAGUCUCACACGCUAGCCGACUCCAUCCCCAGCAGCCCAGCCUCCUCACAGUUCUCAGUGUGCAGUGAGGACCAGGAAGCAAUACAGGCCCAGAAGAUCUGGAAGAAAGCCAUCAUGUUAGUUUGGAGAGCAGCAGCUAAUCACAGGUACGCCAAUGUCUUCCUACAGCCUGUAACUGACGAUAUAGCACCAGGCUACCACAGUAUUGUGCAGAGACCAAUGGAUUUAUCUACCAUCAAAAAGAACAUUGAGAAUGGGCUGAUACGAACCACAGCUGAGUUCCAGCGUGAUAUUAUGCUGAUGUUUCAAAAUGCAGUUAUGUACAACAGCUCUGACCAUGAUGUGUACCACAUGGCUGUGGAGAUGCAGCGAGAUGUCCUGGAGCAGAUCCAGCAAUUUCUGGCCACACAACUGAUCAUGCAAACAUCGGAGUCGGGGAUCAGUGCAAAGAGCCUGCGUGGGCGAGACUCCACUCGCAAGCAAGAUGCUUCAGAGAAGGAUGGUGGCACCAGAGGGCGUCGCUGUGCCAUUGAGGCAGACAUGAAGAUGAAGAAAUGAUGCUGCAGGCAGACAGAAAAUCCCAGCACCUAGCAUCCAGAGCUGGAGUGCAAGCAAGAUGCUGUUAACAGCUGUUGGAGGAGGAAGAAAAGCUGCAGGUCCAUUUCUGGGACCUGGUCCACCUUCUUCACUUGCCCCUCUGGAAAGCAGUAUCUCAUCGGAAUGUGUAACCCAAAGAAACUUCCCUGGAGGGGAAGACUGGCCCCCCUGCCUGUUUUAGGGCAGUCGUCUUGGGCUUCAUCAGUGUUCUGGUGUUAGCUAGCAACUGGUGGCUCGUAUGUACUGUAAUGUGAAGUGUACAGAUUUUUACUAGUGAUGUGUAAAUGUGUAUGUAUAUUAAAGUCUGGG
Messenger RNA from Pelecanus crispus (Dalmatian pelican), 3017 nucleotides. The record is from RefSeq and is a predicted model, not a curated record. NCBI's taxonomy places the organism in Eukaryota, Metazoa, Chordata, Aves, Pelecaniformes, Pelecanidae.